AUGGAUGCCCUCGCACUUGAGGCUGCUAUUGGUAAAAAGCCGGCUAACGGGGCAGUGGCUGCACCGGUACUGGCCCCGGCGCCGGUCAAACGCAAACCUGCUAAAAAAGCUAAAAAGGCUGUUGUUUUCUUUGAGGUGGAGAUACUUGAUGCCAAGACCAAGGACAAGCUCUGCUUCUUGGACAAGGUGGAACCAAAUGCCACCAUUGGGGAGAUCAAGUCCAUGUUCCACAAGAGCCAUCCUCAGUGGUACCCAGCCAGACAAUCCAUUCGUCUGGACCCGAAGGGGAAAUCUCUAAAGGAUGAAGAUGUUCUGCAACAGCUUCCAGUGGGAACCACAGCAACAUUUUAUUUCCGAGACCUGGGGGCUCAAAUAAGCUGGGUCACGGUCUUCCUGACAGAGUACACUGGACCUCUUGUCAUUUACCUGAUGUUCUACUUCAGGGUCCCCUUCAUCUAUGCUCCCAAAUAUGAUUUUACCACCAGUAAACACUGGGUCGUGCAUCUGGCCUGCAUGUGCCACUCUUUCCACUACGUCAAGAGACUGUUGGAGACACUGUUUGUCCAUCGCUUCUCUCAUGGAACCAUGCCACUACGCAACAUCUUUAAGAAUUGUACAUACUAUUGGGGCUUUGCAGCAUGGAUGGCGUAUUACAUCAAUCACCCGCUAUAUACGCCACCAAUUUAUGGAGAGCAACAGAUCAGACUGGGCCUCAUCUUAUUCCUAUUUGGUCAAAUUGGGAACUUUUCCAUCCACAUCGCACUGCGCAACCUCCGUCCGCCAGGCUCCAAGACCAGGAAGAUACCCUACCCAACAAAGAAUCCCUUCACCUGGAUCUUCCUACUGGUCUCCUGUCCCAACUACACUUAUGAGCUGGGCUCUUGGCUAGGCUUCAUGGUGAUGACUCAGUGUCUUCCUGUGGCCUUCUUCACUUUGGUGGGUUUCAUUCAGAUGACCGUUUGGGCCAAGGGAAAGCAUCGCAGCUACCUAAAGGAAUUCCGUGAUUACCCUCCUCUCCGAUCACCCAUCCUGCCCUUUGUCCUGUAG
Nerophis lumbriciformis (worm pipefish) is the source of this 1047-nucleotide messenger RNA. Lineage: Eukaryota; Metazoa; Chordata; Actinopteri; Syngnathiformes; Syngnathidae. The record is from RefSeq and is a predicted model, not a curated record.